ACGGAUUGCUUUUCUUUGCUCUGAUUGGCGGAAGGAUGUCUCGUGAAAGGUCACGUAUAUUUGGCGCUCUUCGUUCACUAGCGGACUGGCGCGUUUUUGAAGCGGCAGGAAAAAUGUCGAGAAAACUGGUUCGGCUCAGAGCAGCUCCUGAAAUACUGAAGUGAGGACCUGGGCGCUUCGUUCAGAUACCUUCUUCCGAACUGGAAAAUGCUCGGAGGAGCUUCAGGAGCUGCGCACAGCCGGGCUGCCGGGAGACUUAGUUAGCUUGUUGUUUUACGGUGAAACCUGCUGACAACAAACAGCCGUCUGCUUCAAACCGUGAACGACACAGUUGUUCUUUAUUUACAAACAUAGUAGCGAAUAAGAAGCAGUCAGACAACAGGCCUUAAAUACGCAGUAAGUUACGGGAGCAACAUUUUGGUUCUUUUAAUGAUGGCUGGUGUUGUGGCCUUGGCUUCUGUCAUUGAGGACUUUGACACUCAGCCUUGCAAAAAAUCUCGCAAAGAUGGUGGCAGCCCUGUUGUCAAGAGGAUCACAAAUUAUUUCUCUCCUGUUCCCAAACCCGCGGAGAAACCCCUUUCUCUUCCUCGCUCCAGUAACAUCAUGGACUACUUUAGCCGAAAGGCUCCAUCUUCUAAAGAAAAGUCAAGUCCGCCGCAAGACCUCAAAGAAAACCGUCAAAAAUCUCAGUCUAAAGAAAAACACUCCAACACAGAAGUGGGGAAAAAGCCGUCUGAGAAACGGGGCAGAAAGGCCAACAGAGCAGCGAGGAAACUUUUGCCGACUGAAGCAGUCGGUUCCACCAAUGACCCGAGCUGCCUGGUUGUUGAAGAAACACAAGAAAGCAAAGACUCUACGAUAGAGGGCAGCAAUGGGUCCCUGGGCAGCAACACGGCAGCUUUGAUGUCGAAGCUUAGUGUAGAGACAUGUGAAUAUGGAAUAUCUGGAAUCUGUAAAACUGUCAGUGAUGAGCAGACAGAUGGAAAUUCACCUCAAGAAAGUAAGCCUAAAUGUGAAAAUAAUGACGAUUUAAAUCCAAAGCUGACCACUACUACAUUAUCUCCAAAUGCGCAAGUAAAACAGGUUAAAAAGGCUAGAAAAGCAACAAAGAGCCAGCAAAAAGAGACAAAGCAUCCAGAGCCGGAGGAGAAGGAAGCGGAGCGGUCACCUUGUGAUGUUAGUAUGGACGUCAACUUGGAUGAGACCUCCCUGUUAAACAGCAGCACCGUAACCAUCUCCUUUGAGGAUUUUGUGCGGAGUCAAAACAAGACUGAGGAGGACAUUGAAGACGACAAAGAUAAUGGUAAAAACUUAGAAAAGGCAGAUGAAUUAAACGAUGAGCCGCUGGACAUCCCUAAAGCUGAAGACAGUGUGGGUCCAUUCCAAGUCUCACCACGAACUCUCACCAUUCAGGCCGAGGUGCACGCCGUUUCACCCAAACAGAACACCGUCAAAGCUGUCGGGAAGGUGGCUUCAAUCUUCACCAGGAAAAAAGGUGCUACUAGCCCUGCAGAGUCCGCUGCUUCUCCUCCAACAGACGACUCACGUCAGCUUCCUUCUAGUUCUUCAACCGUCAAACGGAGGUCCAACGUGGUUCUUGAAGAGGAGGAUCUGGAGCUGGCUGUGAUUGAGAGUGAAUCGACUCCAAAGUGCGGUGUAGCAGAGAGGAAGCAGUUCAUGGCUGCCUUCAAGCAGCCCAGUCUGGAUGGGUCCAAGGCUAAACCGGUUAAAAGCCAAAGCAAACAGAAGCAAGCUGAGGAGAAGACUGUGGAGGCUGCAGACAAAGCUGAUGAGGAUGUUUCAGUUCCUUCUGCGGAGCAAGGCUCUCAGGACAGCAAAGCAUCCAAGGGGAAAAGUGUGAAAAGGGGAAGAAACAUAGCUAAAGCUAAACAGGAGGCAGUGAACACAUCACCUGCUGCUUCAACUGUGAAAGAAACAGAGGUUACAGCCGUUGCAGACGAAGAUAAGAAAGAAGAGACUCCUAUCACCUCAACUCCUACAGUCCCAGCUCUGAGGAGGUCCAGGCGUGAAACUGUGGUUAGAAAGUCACCUGAAAACACCUCAACUACUCCUGUGAGGAAAACCAGGAGACAGAAAGAGUCAAAGGAGGCUCGAAUUGCCACUUCACCUCAGGUCAGCCCUGCAAAGAUGUCUACGCCGAAGACACAAAGGUCCAGACAUGGUGUCUUUGUAGUAGAGAUGGUGUGCCCGCCAGAUGCUAGUGAAAGUCCAAUCAGAAUAAGAUUAAGCAGAGUUCAUAAAAAGACUGAAAGUGGAAACGACGCAUCCGCUUCCUUAAACAAUAAAAUACCUAAUGAGUCCAAGAAAAGACAGCAGGCGAAGAAAUUAGUGGAGAAAGCUAAAAUGAUUCAGCAAAGCAAGAAAACCACAGAGAAGGAAACGCUAAGGCGGUCAUCACGAACGAAGACCUCCACCAAGAACCGCUACUGUGAAGAUGAGGAUUCUGUUAUCUGUAUGGAGGACCUAACCGCUACUCCUCAGAGCGCACCGGAAAACACUAAAACCCAGAAGACCUUACGUAGUCUGAAUGAAGUUCUUGGCAAAGCUACACCACCUGGCAAAGACCCCAAAACUGUCCCAGGCUCCAAAGCGGCCUCGUUGGGCCAAGAAAAGUCUGCUCGGAAGGUGUCGGCAGUGAUUUCCAUCUUCGAUGACAGCAGUCGUGAAGGAUCUGAAAACUCUCAGGAUGAUGAGCAGUUCAAAGCACGAAGAGAGUUCCUAAAGAGCGGUCUCCCCGAGUCUUUUAGGAAACAGAUCGCAAAGACUGCUGCCACCAAGGAGGCCUACUCUGCCUCCUCUUCAUCCUUUCAGCCGGUCUCACACACAACACAACCGCCUAAUGAUUGUUCUCUUUGGAGUCUGCCAUGGCCUGAAUCUUCAUUGUUGGGUCAUUUAAAGAAUCUUUGGAGCCACACACCGACCCCACUUCCACCCGUUAGCGGGUCUCUGUGUGUAAAGACACAACCAGCCUGUAGAAAUUCUUAUGAAACGGGGUCAGUCUGGACAUCUGGAAUCUCUGAAAGUGAUCGACAGCUUCUGAUGAAGGAGUUCUGCUCCAAAAACCCCCACUUCCCGGUUGAGAUGGUUUUCGCUCGCCUCCAGAAAAGAUGCGCUGACCAUCAGCAGCAGCUCACAGCUUCAGAGCCAGUAGCUGUGACCAAAGAAGACUCCUGCGUUCCACUGCCGGAUGAAACUGUUAGAGGGAAGAGAAAGAGGAAGGAGGAUGAGAAGGAGACUACUGUGAAGGUAGCUAAGAAGCAGAAGUCCAACCAUUCAGAGGAGAACAUCUCCACAAUUGACCAGGAACCUCCUAGAAGGGGAGGCCGCACCAGACGAGCUCAGAGAUCCAGAAUAAAGGAGGAGGAAGAUGAGAUGAAGGAGAAAACUAAGCCUAAAUUGAAGUCCGCUCUCAUCUCCUCUGAAGAGGAUUCUGUGGUUGUAGUGGACGACCUCACUUUGGAAGCGGACUCUAGUAGGAAAGAAUCAGUGAAGGAAGAGUUGCUAUGGACUGAUAAAUACCAGCCGCAGCACUCUGGUGACAUCGUAGACAACAGUCCUGGAGUGAAGAGGCUUUACAGUUGGCUGAAAGAUUGGAAGCUUCGUGCCGACAGAGACGAGAGAAAAAAUCAGAAGGAUAAGAAACAAGAAGAGGACAGCAAUGAUUCAGAAUGGGACUGUGGAGAGGAGGACUACCAGGAUGCUGAGGACACUUUAUGUAACACGAUGCUCAUCACCGGACCCACUGGGAUUGGAAAAACUGCUGCAGUUUAUGCUUGUGCUCAAGAGCUUGGCUUUAAGGUGUUUGAGGUGAAUGCUUCAUCUCAGCGAAGCGGUCGUCUUAUUCUGUCCCAGCUGAAGGAGGCAACUCAGUCCCACCAGGUGGACAGUCAGGGGGUCAACGCCCACAAACCUACUUACUUUAACAGCUACGGACUGACCAGCAGCACCAGCUCUGCCAGGCCUGGAUCUUCUCCAAGAAAAGUUAACUCUCCUCGCAGGCUGGUUUCUUCUCCCAGGAAGCAUCCUCAGUCACCAAGAAGGUCUAAAAAAGGAGACCUGGCUCCUACAUCUUUAGCCAAGUUCUUUAAAAUGGGGCAACCAGCCAACAAAGAGGCAGACAACAAAAAACAGACAGCUCCUUCCAAGAAAGCCAUGAAAGCCGGUGAGAAAUCCACAGCAACCAGCACCCCUAAAGAGAAACGCAGCGAGGAUCAGAGCAAGAAGACGGCCACAUCGCUCAUCCUCUUUGAAGAAGUGGAUGUUAUUUUUGAUGAUGACUCAGGAUUUCUUGCUGCUAUCAAGACAUUCAUGAGCACUACCAAGAGGCCAGUCAUCCUGACCACCAGUGAUCCAGCUUUCAGCAUCUUGUUUGAUGGAAACUUUGAAGAGAUUCAUUUUAAAAAGCCUUCAGUAGUGAAUGUUUGCAGCUACCUGCAGCUCCUUUGUUUGGCUGAGGACAUGAGGACACGUCCCUCAGAUGUCAGCUCUCUGGUCAAACUUAACGGCUGUGACAUCCGGCAGAGCUUAUUACAGCUUCAGUUCUGGGCUCGGGGUGCAGGAGGGCGCCUCUCAUCAAGGCCAUUGAUGCAAACUGGUCAAAACGAAACUGAACUGAAACCAGAGACUAAAGAAGCGGCCGAUAACUCUGUGACCGUCCCAUCCUGCCACUCUGACAGCAAGCUGGGCCUGCUGAAUAUAGAGCCUGACGGAGACAUCUGGGAGCUGCUGAGGUUUCAACAGAGCCAAAGUUUGAUGGAGACGACUGUUUGCUGGGAGCUUCUUGAAGACGGCAGGCGGCGAGGAGUUGAUCUGCUCUAUUCAAACAUGGAGAACCUCUUACCUCUACCUCUGACGCAGCUAUCUACCUCUGAGCUCUCUAAACCCAAGCGAUGUCUUUCUGUAUCACAAGACCUUCGAUCUAUGAGUUCAAAACGGCGGCUACCGUCCGCGUCCCUGCAGUCGGAAACGGUGCAUCCUGGUGUCGGCUCGAUGCACGCUGCAGAGUCAGCUGAGUUCUCAGACAGUUGCAGCCCAGUCAAGGUGUCCAGCAGAAUGAAGAAGAAUAAAAAACGGCGCCAUCUGCCCACCAGGAAUGGGUUGCACUCUGAUUCUGACUCAGAAGAUGGGUUUCCAUCUCUCUGCAAGACGCAGAAGGAUCCUCAAACAGAAGAAUUCAAAGAGAGAGUUGUUUCUGAGAGGGUGAACAGGAAGCCGCUGACUACGGAGGAGCGAAUGAAAAGUGUUCCAGUCUCACAGUGUCUUCAAUCCAUAGGUGACUUCUGGGACAACAUGUCCCAUGUGGAUUCCUCCCUUCUUUUUCACCCUGAUGGGCUUAACAGUUACAGAAGAUCGUCUGUGAGCGCCGUCAUCAAAGAUGGGAUGACUGAUGAGUCAAGAAUCGAGACCGGAAGAGGAAGCUGGUCCACAGGAAGCCGAGUCCUAGAGAUCCAGGCUGCUGUGGAGGCGCUGAGCUUUCACAAGUGUCGAGCUUCAGUGACCGAUGCCUGGGAUAAAAUGCAGCGGCUGGAUGGAGAUCUGAGGAAUGAGGCUACAGAGGAGCUCACUCUUCCUCUGGCUACUCAUCGAGAAGAUUACAGCUUCACUCAAGACGGACUCAGUCACCCACCGUUAGCCCAGCAGAGGAAGGAAGUGAUGGAGAGGCUGUUUUUUAAAGUUUUUGGCACUCUUGGCAACAGACAGGCGGCUGCUCUGGAUUACCUGCCUGCCAUGCGCACCAUCUGCAGAUCAGAGCAGCUGAAGGAGCGGGGAAAAGUGAAGAGAAGGUUCCUGCACUAUCUUGAUGCGAUCCACUUGGGUCUUGAGAAGAGUAUGCUACAGUUUCUUGCUGAAGACUUCCCCUAAUUGACUUUGAUUUUGUCAUGAUUAUACAUGGGUCACAAAUAAAAAGAUCUAGGAGUCUCAAUCUCUGGUUCUCAGAAGGUAGAAGUAACAUGAGUUGCGGCAUCUGAUGGACCUCAGCCUGAGAUCGGUUGCUCUUGUGUGCACAAAAGGGACUGUCUGCACUUAUUUUACCAACAUCUAAAUACAUACAAUCCCUGAAACAAAGAGCACACAAUUAAAUAACCUCACAUUUGACAUCUUUUGGUGCUUUGAGACCUUUAUAUGAAAUUCAUCUGGAAAGUUGGGGAUUUUGUACAGUAGUGUUUUGUAGCUUCAUUUAUUAAUGUUUUAAAUAGUUUUUUAACUCUGUUUUUUUUUUUAACAAAUGGAACAUGCAGCUCAGUUAAAAGGUGUGAGGUAUUUUUUAUAAUUGUAAGAAAUAAACCUGUAAAAUACAAACUGCUAUAUUUGUAAAGGCUGUGUGUAAAUUAUCACUAAUGAUCUUGGUUCUUGCUGUUUUUAUCAUAGACAAGCAGCUUUUAACAGGAAUCUUAGUCAGCUCUGGGUGUCACAUUCAUCGUUAUUUUUUCCAGCCUUAAAUAUGUAUAAACAUUUUUAUCUGUUUUUUUGUUGUGAACAAAUAAAGGCUUUACCCAACUGA
Messenger RNA from Girardinichthys multiradiatus, 6523 nucleotides. It is a transcript of the gene atad5a, whose product is annotated as ATPase family AAA domain containing 5a. The record is from RefSeq and is a predicted model, not a curated record. The transcript has 22 exons. Bases 430 to 5883 code for a protein of 1817 amino acids. Lineage: Eukaryota; Metazoa; Chordata; Actinopteri; Cyprinodontiformes; Goodeidae. Gene Ontology annotation, molecular function: ATP hydrolysis activity; DNA binding; ATP binding. Gene Ontology annotation, cellular component: nucleus.